AUGGCUGGCAUUACAACCGCGACGUUGAAACCUGCGGCGUUCGAUCACCUUGACCUCGAUCCUACCAAGAGUGAAUCCUCCGGAGACGAGGUCGAUUGGACAGAGGCAGAGGAAACCGCCAUAAGAAGGAAGAUUGAUCGACGCAUUGUCCCUCUCGUCACCGUGCUAUACCUCUUUUGUUUCCUCGACCGCGCCAAUAUCGGAAAUGCCAGAAUUCAGGGCAUGGCCACCGACCUCAACCUCGUCGGCUAUCGCUUCAACUGGGCUCUUAGCGUCUUCUACAUCAUCUACCUACUUGUUGAGGUGCCCAGUAACAUUCUCCUGAAACAUGUCGGUCCCCGGUAUUACAUUCCCGGAUUGGUAUUCGGAUUCGGAUUCGUAUCUAUCUGCACGGCAUUCGUGAAAAACUUCAACGAGCUGUGCGUGGCAAGAGCAUUCCUGGGUGUUUUUGAAGGAGGCACCAUGCCCGGAAUUUCCUUCUUCCUCAGCACGUUCUACAAGCGACGAGAACUGUACUUCCGCAUCGGCAUUUUCAUCUCAGCUGCAUCGAUCGCUGGAGCUUUUGGAGGUCUGUUUGCGACAGCCUUAGCCCGCAUUCCGCGCUGGGGGACCGAGUCUACACCUAUCCAUACCUGGAGGAAUAUCUUCUUCUUCGAAGGAUUGUUGACAUGCCUCCUUGCCGCUGGAGCUCCCGCACUGAUGCCGUCAAACCCACUAACAUGCAAGUUCCUCACCGAACGAGAGCGUCAUAUCGCCCAUGAGCGCUUGAUCCGGGAGCACCGAGCUGACCCGAUGGAGAAAGUCCAGUGGCAUCACAUCAAGGCCGCUAUUUUCAACAUCAACAACAACCUUGCAGCUUUCGGAUUCUUCCUGAUCAACAUUACCGUACAAGGCCUGUCCAUCUUCAUGCCAACCAUCUUGGCAGAUCUCGGCUGGACCGCAACAAAGGCCCAACUGUACUCGGUGCCACCCUACGUGGCCGCUUGCCUGAUCGCAAUUUUGAUCGCUUAUAUCAGCGACAAGACUCGUCGGCGUGGCAUCUACCUCGCCUUGGCCACUUUCCUGCCCAUCGCCGGCUUUUCGAUCCUCAGAUGGAGCACGAACUCCAAUAUCCGCUAUAUGGCUGUCUAUUUCAUCACAACGGGUGCCUUCCCUGGCGGGCCUGGAUUCCUGUCAUGGGGGAUAAACAAUUCUGCUGGCCCGGCGGUACGAGCCGUUGCCACUGCGUGGAUUGUGUCGAUUGGAACGCUAGGCGGAGUACUUGCUACAUGGACAUACCUCAUUCGCGACGCCCCGCGGUACCCUAUCGGUCACAGCAUCAACCUUGGAGCUCAGGUCAUUGUGCUUUGCGUCGCUACCUUUGGCAUCGUAUAUAACAUGCGUGAGAACAAGGUCAGAGAUCAGGGUAAGAGAAAUCACCGGCUGGAUGGGUUGAACGACGCGGAGAAGCGAGACCUUGGCCACAAGCAUCCGGACUUCAGGUACAUCCCUUGA
Messenger RNA from Cladophialophora carrionii CBS 160.54, 1494 nucleotides. RefSeq lists its product as uncharacterized. The coding region runs from base 1 to 1494 and encodes 497 amino acids. The transcript has 7 exons. Gene Ontology annotation, biological process: transmembrane transport. Gene Ontology annotation, molecular function: transmembrane transporter activity. Gene Ontology annotation, cellular component: membrane. The record is from RefSeq and is a predicted model, not a curated record. Lineage: Eukaryota; Fungi; Ascomycota; Eurotiomycetes; Chaetothyriales; Herpotrichiellaceae.